Molecule: messenger RNA, 1549 nt
Organism: Clarias gariepinus (North African catfish)
Lineage: Eukaryota; Metazoa; Chordata; Actinopteri; Siluriformes; Clariidae
Product: calponin-3-like
Exons: 7
Coding region: 124-1113 (329 amino acids)
Biological process (GO): actomyosin structure organization
Molecular function (GO): actin binding
Source: RefSeq, a predicted model, not a curated record
CCCUUACUCACGUAGUCUACUUGUCUGAACGCGGCGACGUGCUGUUGGGGACCUUCCUCAAAAUCAUCGCAAAACUUCUGGAGCAGUAUUCACGCACACCUAGGUUAAAUUAAAGUAAAGAAAAUGGCUCAGUUUAACAAAGGACCCGCAUACGGUUUAUCAGCUGAAGUUAGGAGCAAGAUCGCUCAGAAGUAUGACCUACAGAAGGAGGAAGAGCUGCGCUACUGGAUCGAGGAGGUCACCGGCAUGCCUAUUGGAGAUAACUUCCAGGUGGGGCUCAAGGACGGCGUCAUCCUCUGCGAGCUGAUCAACAAACUCCAGCCUGGCUCUGUAAGGAAAAUUAACAACUCCAAGCUCAAUUGGCAUAAGCUGGAGAACCUGAGCAACUUCAUCAAAGCCAUCCUCGCAUAUGGGAUGAAACCGAACGACAUAUUCGAAGCUAAUGACCUGUUCGAGAACGGGAACAUGACGCAGGUCCAGACCACACUGCUCGCUCUGGCUGGCAUGGCAAAGACCAAAGGCAUGGACACCAAGGUUGACAUUGGUGUGAAGUAUGCCGACAGGCAGGAGCGAAAUUUCAACGAUGAGAAGCUAAAAGCUGGAAACUGCGUCAUCGGCUUACAGAUGGGGACAAAUAAAUGUGCCAGUCAGGCUGGCAUGACGGCUUAUGGCACCCGGAGACAUCUUUAUGACCCAAAGACCCAGACAGACAAGCCGUAUGACCAGACUACUAUUAGCCUGCAGAUGGGCACCAAUAAGGGAGCAAGCCAGGCUGGCAUGGGUGCACCAGGUACCCGGAGAGACAUCUACGACCAGAAGGUGUCUCUGCAGCCGAUGGACAACACCACCAUCUCACUGCAGAUGGGCACCAACAAAACAGCAUCACAGAAGGGCAUGAGCGCCUAUGGCCUGGGCAGGCAGAUCUACGACCCCAAAUACUGCCCGUCUGGAGAGGCUGGAACCCACACUAACGGAAGCCAGGGCACAGGAACCACCGGUUCCGAGGUCAGCGACACCGACUACCAGGCCGACUACCAAGCAGAUUACCACCACGAGUACCAGCCACAAUACGAUGAAUACCGUGGGCACUAUGACCAGGGCAUCGAUCAGUAGAUGGCUGAAUUACAGUGUUCAGAUCGAGAUGUUACGCCCCUCCCCCCCACAAACCCUCCUUGUUUUUUGGUUCUUAUUUCAACAGAGCAAGAUCUCUUUCCUUGCUGGCCUUAAAGAAACUGAUACAGAGGGAGCAAAAGUUGCCUUAAUACUCAUUCCUGUGUAGAUUAUCAGUAUUGUAUUUUGUUUAUUAUUUUAUUGCUGAGAAUUAUGUUUGAAAGUUUUUUUAUUUUAUUUUAUAUAUAUAUAAUUUGAAUUGUUUUAAGACUAUUUUAGCCUGGGUGUCUGUAGAAUGCCAAGAGUGCAGCCUCUGCUUCAGAGUCUUCUUUGUUCACCUGAAAUUUGAUUUACAGGAUGUUCAUCUCAUUCUGGUUGUCUGAUUGGCUCAGUGCUCUUGGACUCUGAGCUCAAGGAGAGGUGGGUGGGUGUGUGUGUG